UGCAAAAGAUGGUACUACUUGGCGUAGCGAGCCUUACGCCACUGGUCGGUUGAGGAGAGAAAAUGUUAUCAAUUUGCGCCCAGGUUGGUAACAAUUGUUUACCAAAUUGUUGUAGAAUUAUGAUACUUGGUUUUUAGGUGUAACAAGAUUUGCAUCAAGCCGGGUAAAUAACAUUCGGGAUUCAUUUCUGCUACUUUUUCCAUCUUCACUAUCAAAAAUUAUAAUUGAAAAUUCGAACAACUACGGAAAGUAUUUACAUGGAUCCAACCACCUAGAAAUUGACGAGGAAUUAUUUCAUGCCUACUUAGGCAUAUUAUUACUGGCCGGUGUGUAUAAAUCCAAAAAUGAAACUUUGCAUGAUUUGUUCGGGGAAUACUGUGGACGCCCUAUAUUUCGGUCAAUAAUGUCUGAGAGAACAUUUUUAUAUAUCCACAAAAUCAUUCGUUUUGAUGAUGUGCUCACCCGACGUGGCCAAAGAAAUGAUGACAAAUUCGCACCAAUCAGAAACCUUUGGGAAAAGUGGUCUGAACAGCUCCCUAUAUUCUACAAUCCUAAUGAUUGCGUUAAUGUGGAUGAACAAUUAUUGGGAUUUCAUGGCCGUUGUAAAUUUCGCCAGUAUAUUCCAUCGAAACCCAAGAGAUACGGUUUGAAAUUUUGGCUACUUGUUGAUUCACGCACGUGCUAUGUAUGGAAAAUACAACCAUACUUGGGGAAAGGCGUAACCGGAAACACUGAGAGGAAUCAAGGAGAACGAGUCGUUCUGGAUUUAGUUGAUGGGUUGAAAGGACAUAAUGUCACCAUGGACAACUUUUUUUCAUCUCACAGCCUUGGCCAAAAAUUAUUACAAAAGCAAAUGUCAAUGGUUGGAACUAUGCGCAAAAAUAAAAGGUCAAUUCCUCCAAAGCUACUGAAUUGCAAGAAAGUUCCACGAUAUGAAUCAACUUUUGCUUUCACUCCUGAUACCACUCUUGUUUCGUAUAUCAGUCAUAAGAACAAAUGUACAGUUGUUAUGAGCACAUUGCAUCACGCACCUAAUAUUGAGAAUGAGUCGAAAAAGUUGCCCGAAAUCAUCUCUUUUUAUAACUCAACGAAGGGAGGCGUGGACACGGUUGACAAAAUGUUGAGUUGUUACUCUUGCAAACGUAAAAAUAAUCGUUGGACUAUGGCGGUAUUUUCCAACAUAAUCGAUAUUUCUGCUUUGAAUUCGUAUAUUUUGUAUAACGAUAUUGAUCCGAAUUGGAAGCAAACUCAAAAGCACACAAAACGUAAAUGUUUCCUGCAUGAGUUAGCAAUUUCAUUGGCAAAGCCCUAUAUGGAAAAACGAAAAAAGGCCCAAGGAACGAAUUAUCUUUGGCACUGCUUUCCAAAUUGUCAUCCCAGAAUAUUUCUGACACUAGUGAUAAUGAUGCUGGCCCAUCAAAAAAACACAAGAAUGAAAAGUCUCCGAAAAAAAACCGCGCAAGGUGUCAAAAAUGCUAUCAUUCUGGAGAACAUAAAAAUAAGUGGACAUCGUCAUUCUGCUUCUUAUGUAAAAAGCCGUGCUGCAACGACAGACAUGCCCAAAAUAUUUGCAUAGAUUGCAUUCAUAACACAUAAACAUGUAAUUAUUUUAAUUAUAUUUGCCUGAAAUUUAUCAAUAAAAGUAAAUGAAUUAAAACUUUAAAGUAAUAACUACUUUUUUCCUAUGAACUGUAGUAUGUAUCAAAAUCGAUACAUAGCUGGAAUUAUGAAGUUUUUUUAAAGCUCGAUCUACGGUUAAAAAUAAAAAUAAGGCGUUUCCGAGGCCUUAAAACAGUUUAAAAAAAAAAAAAAAAAACAGAGAAGAAAAACAUCACCAUGGCAACUGUUAACAGCCAUGGCAACUGUUAAGGCCAUUCAACGGAAGUGAUGGUUACGACCUAUCCUCAUUUAUAAGAGAAGUAGAUGCCAUACUCCGCCUCUUUAACGUUAACCCGUCGUUAAAGGAAUUCGUUAUUCAACGCUACGUACUAACGACGUAAAGGAGGAACUCAUCCGGAACUUUGGGGUAAAGGAGAGCUACAGGAGUCUGUACCACCAGGCCAUCAACGUUAAGCACUACAAUUUUGCCGUGUUGCAGUCAGUAGUGCGGUCCUUUUACUAACUGGGUUGCAUUAACCAUGCUGCGCCUCCGAUCCUUGCUGUUACGUCUAGCGACAGAAGCGGAAUUCCUGCAUGUCUCUUUGAGGCUGGAGAUGGAUGGCUGUACGGCUCCUGCUUGAAGAGAGCUUCUCUUUGCCCUUUAGGGAUUUACCGUGCUGAAGGUGCCUAAGGUUCGGAGUGGAACCCCCCUACGAGGAUCAUCAGUAUGCAAAAGAAUGUUAAACAAGCUUCAAAUGAAUAAAUAGACUGCGACCUCUAAAAUUUAAUUAAUUUGUGUCUAGUGCAAGUAGCAUCGUAAAAGGCUAACACUUUUAGUUGAAUUUUCUUUUUUAAAAAAUGGAAUUUAAGUAGAAAAUAAAUAAAAAAUAUUCCUAUUAAUUAUACAUACAUACAUUACAUUACAUUUUUAUACAUUAUUGCUAAUCUUUCAAAAAAUUUCAUGUCGUUAGCCAGCAGCUGCUGUGGAAAUGACCAAAACACGUUGGGUGGCAAGGAAGUCAAAUCACCACGUUCUGUGUGAGUCUCUGGAAACACUUGCAACAGCAUUUUGCGUAUAACGAGGCAUUUAUUUACUGUACUGCUAUACGUAUUGGCUGUAGAGACUCCAUAUUGUUUACGGGGCAUCUCGACAGCCAAAAAUUUAUUAGAGGGAUUCUCUUGCUCUUGCAAAAACGGUGCGCGAAUUGCAGAAUUUUCCUCUUGGUGCAACGGCACAACGACAAAAACACGCAUAAAAUUAUUUGCAAUGGCUGUAAAAUAUGUCAGACCAAAACCUAUGUUUAAUUUCGUGCAAUGACACGUACUUACCUAAUUAUAUAUUUUGACGCUAAAUUGUUGAGGAAAGUAAAUUUUAAAUAGAUUUUAUAAUUACUUUUUAAAUGAUAAUGAUUUGUUACAGUUUGAAUGCAGAAGGUGCGCCAAUUCACAAUAGCCAUGCACAAUACUCAUUUACAAUAAGUUGAGCCGUUCACAUAUCACUAGAUUCUGCAAUGGGUGUAUUUCUUAUGGUACACAAUAUAUGGAAUACUAAUUAGUAUGCCAUAUCGAAAGCAAUGAACUGUCACUUCAGCAGUUUGUCAGAUCAGUUUUCAUUUAUGAAUAUUUCGAAGAGGCAGCACAUCUCAUUUACACGGCAGCUUCAUUUCGGUAAUAAUAAAUUUAGUAGAGCGAGUAUUAAGACGGUUGUGUUAAAUUAUAAAAAUAAAGUAUAUUUUCAAAAUUAUUUAAUGCAUUUUUCCAAAAAAUUAAUAUUUAGUUUAAUAUUGUUAAUUUGCAGAAAAACUAUAUAAAAUGGAUUGGCGAUUGGGCGAAGUCUUAAAUUACUUUUAAUAAAACUUAUAUACAUAAGCAUAAAUCAAAGUACCAUGCUCACAUUAAUAUUUUAAUGGGUAUAUCAAAUUUAUACUACAAUUAUUAUGGUGCGAAAAUAUGAAAUCGUUUUUUUUCAAGAAAUACAUUUGUAGAAAAGAGUAUAUUUCUCAUCUCUUUUUUUUAAAUUACAUAUAAAAAUUUAAACAGUUCAAGACCUCAAAACAUGCGCUACAUCAGCUCGAACCGACCUACCUGGCGCCUUUUCGCAAAUGAUUAUGUUAUGAUAACAAAUCCUCACAUACAGAUUUGGCAACGGCAAUGGCAAUAGAUUUGACAGUUAGUAUACAAUAAAUUUUUGCCUGUCGAGAUGUCCCGUAAAGGCCUAACUAUAAUAUGCAAACCUUCCGUAUAUUACUGUCAAAAAAUUAACGAAAAGGCUGUCAAUGCAUAAGGAACGGAGAGUAGACUUUUGAAUGACUAUAAUUGUUAUUACCUCAAUAUAGUUUCUAACAAUCCUUACCGCUGGUGGGGGGCAAUAAUAGACUUUUAUUCAGUGAGAACUUAUUCAUUCUGAUUUUAUUUUGUAUUUGCCUUGCUUAUAUACAAAUUUUAAAACUAUCUUAAAUCUAUAUAAAUAAAAAUGAAUUGUUGUUCGUUAGUCUGAUUAAAACUCGAGAACGGCUGGGCCGAUUGAGCUGAUUUUGGUUUUAAAAUGUUUGUCGUAGUCCAGGGUAGGUCUAAACGGUGAGCAAAUAACGAAAAAUUGCGAGUAAGAUAGAGUAAGACGACAAUUCCAUUUUCCCAUAUAAAAGUUGACCAAACUGUAUGUACGCUCAUAACUUUCAUACGACUGAACCAAAUUUGAUAAUUCUUUUUUUAAAAUGUUCGUUGAAGUUCAAGGAUGGUUUUUACGAUUCA
This is a messenger RNA of Bactrocera dorsalis (oriental fruit fly), 4350 nucleotides long. RefSeq names its product piggyBac transposable element-derived protein 4-like. NCBI's taxonomy places the organism in Eukaryota, Metazoa, Arthropoda, Insecta, Diptera, Tephritidae. The transcript is spliced from 3 exons. The record is from RefSeq and is a predicted model, not a curated record. The coding region runs from base 404 to 1576 and encodes 390 amino acids.